This is a messenger RNA of Ochotona princeps (American pika), 796 nucleotides long. RefSeq names its product SLX9 ribosome biogenesis factor (gene SLX9). The coding region runs from base 51 to 701 and encodes 216 amino acids. The record is from RefSeq and is a predicted model, not a curated record. NCBI's taxonomy places the organism in Eukaryota, Metazoa, Chordata, Mammalia, Lagomorpha, Ochotonidae. Gene Ontology annotation, biological process: maturation of SSU-rRNA from tricistronic rRNA transcript (SSU-rRNA, 5.8S rRNA, LSU-rRNA). The transcript is spliced from 6 exons. Gene Ontology annotation, cellular component: 90S preribosome; nucleolus; preribosome, small subunit precursor.
GCGCCGAGGGCAGGACCGACUUCCGGCAGCGCUUUCUCGGGCGGCCGGCGAUGGGGAAGGUCCGGCGGCUCCGCGCCCGCGUGCACCAGGCGGCCGUGCGGCCCGCGGGGGAGGCGGCCGGGCCCGCGCCCCCCGCCCCGGAGACUGCGCUCCCGCUGGUGUCGGCGGGCGGAGCCGGGGGCAAGGACUGGGCGUUUGUCCACGCUGACAUCUUCGCCAAGACCAGGAUAGAGCCCAGUGUGCUGGUGCAGAGCCUGGAGCUGGACCAGAGGAGCGUGGUGUCCGUGCGGAGAGGUGCCGAGGUCAAGACCAUCCUACCCAAGAAGGAGAGGCUGAAGCUACGGCGCCAGCGCUGGCUGCAGAAAAUUGAAGCCAUCAAGCUGGCCGAGCAAAAGCGCCGUGAGGAGCAGAAGCGCCGGGCCACUGUGGUGGUGGGGGACCUGCACCCGCUGAGGGAUGCCUUGCCCACGCUGCAGGAGCUGGAAGCCAGCGGCCGGCCACGCGCCAGAGGGCAGAGCAGGAAGCCCCGGCCAGCCGAGCUCAGCCGGAUGAAUGCGGCCCAGAGGCAGCAGCUCCUCGAGGAAGAACAGAGCCGGUUCCGGGAGCUGCUGGCCAGCCCAGCCUACAGAGCCAGCCCCCUGCUUGCCAUCGGGCAGCAGCUGGCCCAACAGCUGCAUGUGGAGAACGGUGGCCAGCUGUGACCUGUGUGGCCAGUGUGGUGGCGGCUCUGCAGGACACACACAGCUGCCCACACUUGGAGAGGAAGUGCACGCUGACACGUGUUCUCACGCACACG